This is a messenger RNA of Gorilla gorilla gorilla (western lowland gorilla), 693 nucleotides long. It is a transcript of the gene CLDN2, whose product is annotated as claudin 2. Bases 1 to 693 code for a protein of 230 amino acids. Gene Ontology annotation, molecular function: structural molecule activity. The transcript has a single exon. Lineage: Eukaryota; Metazoa; Chordata; Mammalia; Primates; Hominidae. The record is from RefSeq and is a predicted model, not a curated record. Gene Ontology annotation, cellular component: bicellular tight junction; membrane.
AUGGCCUCUCUUGGCCUCCAACUUGUGGGCUACAUCCUAGGCCUUCUGGGGCUUUUGGGCACGCUGGUUGCCAUGCUGCUCCCCAGCUGGAAAACAAGUUCUUACGUUGGUGCCAGCAUUGUGACAGCAGUUGGCUUCUCCAAGGGCCUCUGGAUGGAAUGUGCCACACACAGCACAGGCAUCACCCAGUGUGACAUCUAUAGCACCCUUCUGGGCCUGCCCGCUGACAUCCAGGCUGCCCAGGCCAUGAUGGUGACAUCCAGUGCAAUCUCCUCCCUGGCCUGCGUUAUCUCUGUGGUGGGCAUGAGAUGCACAGUCUUCUGCCAGGAAUCUCGAGCCAAAGACAGAGUGGCGGUAGCAGGUGGAGUCUUUUUCAUCCUUGGAGGCCUCCUGGGAUUCAUUCCUGUUGCCUGGAAUCUUCACGGGAUCCUACGGGACUUCUACUCACCACUGGUGCCUGACAGCAUGAAAUUUGAGAUUGGAGAGGCUCUUUACUUGGGCAUUAUUUCUUCCCUGUUCUCCCUGAUAGCUGGAAUCAUCCUCUGCUUUUCCUGCUCAUCCCAGAGAAAUCGCUCCAACUACUACGAUGCCUACCAAGCCCAACCUCUUGCCACAAGGAGCUCUCCAAGGCCUGGUCAACCUCCCAAAGUCAAGAGUGAGUUCAAUUCCUACAGCCUGACAGGGUAUGUGUGA